AUGUGCAGCCCGUGGGUGGUGCAGCUUGGAGAACUGAUGCUCUUCGCUCUGGUUACUCAGGCAGCUCUCAAACCAGCAGCGCCUCCGGUGAGCAAGGACCAGCCGUUCAGCAUUUUCUGGGCCGCCCCUACUUUGUUUUGUAAGGAUAAUUUUGAUGUAAAUAUUAACCUUCAAGCAUUCAGCAUCAUUACAAAUCCUUUAGAAACCCAGAGCGGCUCCACGAUUAGCAUAUUUUAUCCAAAUGAGCUCGGACACUACCCUUAUUUCUCUGAAGACGGGAAAUCCUUCUAUGGAGGAAUACCUCAGAACGUGAAUCUCUCUGAGCACCUCAAGAAAAGUGCCAGGGACAUUGCAGACACUGUCACGUGGUGGAGGUCAGAAGGACUUGCUGUUAUUGACUGGGAAGCCUGGAAACCGCAGUGGGAUAGGAAUUGGGGAAGCAGAAGAAUAUAUAAAACCCACUCGUUAGCUCUCACGCGGGACCACCACCCUGACUGGUCAGAAACCAAAGUGAGAACAGCUGCGGAACAGGAAUUUGAAAACGCUGGUCGGAGUUUUUUGAAUGUUACUCUCACGUUGGCUUUAGAAAUGAGACCGAAGCUUUUAUGGGGCUUCUAUCUCUAUCCAGACUGCUACAAUUAUGAUUACCGGUUAAACGCAGAGUUCUACACAGGCCGUUGCCCAGAUGAUGAACUUUUCCGCAAUGACCAGCUCUUGUGGCUGUGGGAAAAAAGCGCAGCACUUUAUCCUUCCAUAUAUUUGAGUAAAAUAUUAAAAUCAAACGUAAAUGCACUGAAAUUUGUUCAUUUUCGAGUGAGGGAAGCCCUGAGAGUGGCUGAAAUGCCUAGAAAGGACUAUGCUUUGCCAGUUUUUAUUUUUUCCAGACCAUUUUAUUUGCAGAGUUUUGAAGCUCUGUCAGAGGAGGACUUAGUGCACACCAUUGGUGAAAGUGCUGCACUGGGAGCAGCGGGAAUCAUAUUGUGGGGAGGAUACGAAUAUUCUGAGUCAAAGGAGGCUUGCUUAUCUGUGCAACAAACUGUUCAGGGGCUGUUGGGCCCCUACGUUCUCAAUGUAACAUCUGCAGCAAAGCUCUGUAGUCGAAGCCUGUGUAACAGUCAUGGAAGAUGUGUUCGAAAGGCAUCUGAAUCCUCUUUUUAUCUGCACUUGCCUGGAGACAGCCGGAAGAAUUACAUCACGAACAAGGGCUUCAAAUUUGUCAUUUCUCCAAGGAGUAAGCUGAAGACAAUAAUGAAUAUGAAAAAUGGAUUUGUGUGUCAUUGUUACUAUGGCUGGCAUGGAGAGUCCUGUAGAUCUCGUUUUCCAAACCUCUUGAGUUGGAAGAGCAAGGCUCCUGCAACAGUGUUUAAUUCAUUAGUUUUUCUUGGCAUGGUCUUAUCUGCGAUGCUGGUGAAUUUUAUUCCUAUUCCCUAA
This is a messenger RNA of Acomys russatus (golden spiny mouse), 1431 nucleotides long. RefSeq names its product hyaluronidase-4-like. NCBI's taxonomy places the organism in Eukaryota, Metazoa, Chordata, Mammalia, Rodentia, Muridae. The transcript is spliced from 3 exons. Gene Ontology annotation, molecular function: hyalurononglucosaminidase activity. Bases 1 to 1431 code for a protein of 476 amino acids. The record is from RefSeq and is a predicted model, not a curated record. Gene Ontology annotation, biological process: hyaluronan catabolic process; carbohydrate metabolic process.